Messenger RNA from Eutrema salsugineum, 835 nucleotides. Its product is annotated as mitochondrial fission 1 protein A. Lineage: Eukaryota; Viridiplantae; Streptophyta; Magnoliopsida; Brassicales; Brassicaceae. Gene Ontology annotation, biological process: mitochondrial fission; peroxisome fission; autophagy of mitochondrion. Gene Ontology annotation, cellular component: mitochondrial outer membrane; peroxisomal membrane. The record is from RefSeq and is a predicted model, not a curated record. Gene Ontology annotation, molecular function: protein binding. The transcript has 5 exons. The coding region runs from base 150 to 662 and encodes 170 amino acids.
ACAGGGUCUUGUUAAUAACUUCGACUUCAAGGGAUAAAUAUUUCUCCUUCCCCUGAACUUGGGGUACAAGUCCACCCUCCCUCCUUUAAGAAUAAAGAGAGAAGAAACGGAGACCGCGUGAACGGUGUAUCAAAGUUAGAAUCGCUUCAAUGGAUGCUAAGAUCGGACAAUUCUUUGACUCCGUCGGUUCCUUUUUCAGCGGCGGCGAUAAGAUCCCUUGGUCCGACGGCGAUGUCAUCGCUGGAUGUGAAAGAGAGGUUCGAGAGGCCACAGAUGCUGGCUCUGAAGAACUUAAGAAAGAGUGCCUAAUGCGCUUGUCGUGGGCUCUCGUUCAUUCCCAUCAAACCGAAGAUGUGCAACGCGGAAUAGCCAUGCUUGAAGCAUCUCUUGCAAACAGUGCUCCUCCUCUAGAGGACCGAGAGAAGCUCUAUUUACUUGCUGUUGGAUACUACAGAAGUGGGGAUUACUCAAAGAGCAGGCAGCUUGUUGACCGCUGUAUCGAGAUGCAACCCGAUUGGAGACAAGCUUUGGUCCUAAAGAAGACCAUAGAAGACAAAAUCACAAAGGAUGGUGUUAUAGGGAUAGGCAUCACGGCUUCAGCUGUGGGAGCCGUUGGUCUCAUAGCUGGUGGGAUUGUAGCAGCGCUGGCUCGCAAGAAAUGAUGACCACGAUCCUCACUUCUUCCUUGUGUAUACAUUAGCUACUUGCUUUUAUAACUCUUCUUCUUCCGCUUUUGACAAUUUUCUCUCUGCCUGCUUGACAUAUUGAAUAAUUUUGCGGAGUUUUGUAAUACAGAAGCUUGAGUUGGAUUUUUCAUCUUUAUUGGGUUAUUUUU